Molecule: messenger RNA, 1835 nt
Organism: Scatophagus argus
Lineage: Eukaryota; Metazoa; Chordata; Actinopteri; Scatophagidae
Gene: wnt3
Product: wingless-type MMTV integration site family, member 3
Exons: 4
Coding region: 1-1068 (355 amino acids)
Biological process (GO): cell fate commitment; neuron differentiation; multicellular organism development
Cellular component (GO): extracellular region
Molecular function (GO): frizzled binding; cytokine activity
Source: RefSeq, a predicted model, not a curated record
AUGGAUUUGUAUCUGAUUGGAUAUUUGAUGUGUGUGUGGUUGUCCAGCUCACGGGUGCUUGGAGGCUAUCCCAUCUGGUGGUCCCUGGCCCUCGGGCAGCAGUACUCGUCUCUGGGCUCCCAACCCAUCCUGUGUGGCUCCAUCCCCGGCCUGGUGCCCAAGCAGCUGCGUUUCUGUCGCAACUACAUAGAGAUAAUGCCCAGCGUUGCCGAAGGUGUCAAGCUGGGGAUCCAGGAGUGCCAACACCAGUUCAGGGGCCGGCGAUGGAACUGUACCACCAUUAAGGACAACCUGGCCAUCUUUGGCCCUGUGCUGGAUAAGGCAACCAGAGAGUCAGCGUUUGUCCACGCCAUAGCCUCAGCAGGCGUGGCGUUCGCAGUGACACGCUCCUGCGCUGAGGGCACGUCCACCAUGUGUGGCUGCGAUUCCCACCACAAGGGACCUCCUGGGGAGGGCUGGAAGUGGGGUGGCUGCAGUGAGGACGCGGAGUUUGGGGUGCUGGUAUCCAGGGAGUUCGCCGAUGCCAGAGAGAAUCGUCCAGACGCGCGCUCGGCGAUGAACCGACACAACAACGAGGCAGGACGCACGACCAUCCUUGACCACAUGCACCUGCGCUGUAAAUGUCACGGCCUGUCAGGAAGCUGCGAGGUGAAGACGUGCUGGUGGGCGCAGCCGGACUUCCGCAUACUGGGCGACUACCUGAAGGACAAGUACGACAGCGCGUCAGAGAUGGUGGUGGAGAAGCACCGCGAGUCACGAGGCUGGGUGGAGACGCUGCGAGUCAAGUACAACUUCUUUAAGCACCCCACCGAGCGUGAUCUGGUCUACUACGAGGGCUCGCCCAACUUCUGCGAGCCCAACCCGGAGACCGGCUCCUUUGGGACGCGCGACCGAGUCUGCAACGUGUCGUCACAUGGCAUCGAAGGCUGCGACCUGCUGUGCUGCGGCCGCGGCCACAACACCCGGACUGAGAAACGCAAAGAGAAGUGCCACUGCAUCUUCCACUGGUGCUGCUACGUCAGCUGUCAGGAGUGUGUGCGCGUCUAUGACGUUCACACAUGCAAGUGAGAGAGGCGUGUGCUUUCAGACAAACUGAGUGCUGGACUACAAGCGCUGCCCACCCGCCCUUCAACUCCCCGGAUCCUGCACGACUUCCCUGCCUCCCCAGACUCUGCAUCCCACACAGAAACAUAUUCAUCAGCACACACACUCAGGCCCUAAUGGGUAAUGGCACAUCAGUAAUGGAUGCUUCUGUACCUUGUUUUUGUAAAAACCCUGAUCUAGAACCUGUCUUCCAAACCACUACACCCAUUUCCAUAAUCACUGACCAGAACGUGUCCUGUGUUGACCUGACUGAUCCAGUCCGCUCUCAUGGGAAGAAGCUAGACUUGUGCCACUUUCCCUGCAGCAUCGGGCCCCUCCCCUCCCCCUUGUCUUUAUUUAUUUCCCCCUCCAUGCCAACACGAUGUUCGCGGCAUGUACAGUAACACUUUUUACCUGUGAGAUUAAUGCAGUAAGGAAAAAAAAAACAAAAACAACAAACUUUCAGACUCUCUUUGCUUUUGAAUAAAAAGCAUCUUCUAACUAACACCUCACUUCUCCGGCCAGUCUGGUCGGUUUACCUUUUGUUUUGUUUUUUUAAACUAAAUCAACCUCUUCGCCAUCACUUAGUCGUAAGUGAUACUGAACAUGUCGGCAGCCCCAGGAAACCAUCACUUUGUAACUACUGAACCGAACUGAAAACAGCAGGCAGGUGUUGGAAGUGCCGCAGCCCUGUCUUUUGUUAACUACUGAGCUGAUGAAAUCCUCAGUGUUGCUUCUCCCCGCUGACUGAC